Molecule: messenger RNA, 3889 nt
Organism: Coregonus sp. 'balchen'
Lineage: Eukaryota; Metazoa; Chordata; Actinopteri; Salmoniformes; Salmonidae
Source: the annotation of a GenBank genome assembly
UCUUCAGUUUGUCAGGAAAUGACAGGAAUCCAUUAUAUGUUUAUUAUUCAGUGAGGGAAGGGUUAACCUCUCAGGUCCUCUUUAAACUGAGAAGGAGGUACUGCUGGGAUCUAGCUGAAACUGGCUGAGCCCUCCCUACCAGCUACUUCCUUGUAAGGAAACCAAACUGCGCAACAAGCAGACUGGUCUGCCACUGUGAUUACACAGGACCUGUAGAGGGGUCCAUCUCAAUUGCCAGGAACGGGUGAGCUCACCUUCUGUAAAAUAUGUGUUUGUUGUUGAAGAAUACGUUUUGAGUGAAUUUAAAUGGGUGUGUAGUUGUUUCAUGCUCUCAAAAAGAAAUGAUGUAAUCAAAUGUAAUUACAAAAUAGUAAAUAAAUAGAUUAUAUGGAACAAUUCAUACUGCAAAUUGAAGUUCAACAGUUAUAAAAUCUAUGCAAACAUUUGUCAUGGUUUGUUUACAUUCUCUCGUGAGUCAGGGGGAGGGAUUUGAGUGUUUUUCGGGAACACCCAAUGGUUGAGUUCGUUUUGCAUGGCUGGGUGCCCCUGGUGGGCAGACUUUGCUUAUUUUCGACUAUUCCAUUGGUCCUUAAGUGAAAUCUCCACUCACCCGGGGCACCGGGCCACGCAAAACAAACUCCACCACUGACAGAGGGAUGUGUAACUCCUGGAUAGUACUUUAUUUCACAGUACUGUUUAAGCUCCUUUACUAGGACAUUAUAUGGUAUGGGUACUUUCUGCUGCUAACUAAAAAUAAUGAAACACUAUUUGUAAAUACAUGUAGCCUACUUGGUACAAAAUGGGUGGAGAGCUUUCUAAUGCAAAAUGGCUGCCAUUGAUGGCAUCACCCAGGUGAGUGCUACACAUUGUAAGUGGAUGAUGUGAGUUUCCCCCAUAUAUAUCUAAGUAAACAAUCGGUAGCCUAAAUUCUUUACCCUAAGGUGCUGCUGUACUGAAUUAAUUGAAUGCAUAAGUUAAUUGAGCAACAUGGUCAUACAAUUGCUGUUUCAAGUCAUUUCCCAGAAGAGGGGGUUUUAUGUUGUGCACUUCCUGCUCAGAUGUAGCAGAGGCUCUACACCCACUCAUCACCACACUAUCUCCUAUCAGCUUUCAAUGAGGCAAGAGAUUACCACAAUGAGGGAUGGAACCUGUUUGUCACUAUAACCCAAUAAACACAGUAGCAGUGACAGUAAGAGUGCCCUUAUUUAGGGCAGGUUCAGAGUGUGCUGUACAAUGCAAUACAUCCUCUAACGAAAUGCAUAGGUGGUCCUUUAAAAAAGUUGUAUCCUACAGAUACAACACAGACAUGAUCAGAUGUUAUUGGGAUGAAUGUGCACCUUUUAACAUCAUGACUCAUAAGGCAACACAGUUCUUUUAACAUGAAGAUUAUUGUUCUGCCUUCUCUUUUAUCUUAGAGCUGUGUAACCAAGAGUGACCAGCAUGUCAGUGACUGUGACCAAAGGCGAAGGGGUGACUGUGUUCACCGUGAACUCUAAAGAAGGAAGCAGUUGGCCCCUGCUGUGUCAAAUACUUGGGACCCUGUGCUACAGCCCAGCAUGCUCUGUGUCCCAGGGAUUGAGGAGGCUCCAAGCAAGUUCCCAGUCAGCUCUGGGGGUGGGUGAACUAAAAUAACACACAGACCAGAUGUGCGCACACACACCACAACAUACAUGUCUAUCAUCAGUAUUGUCUAUCAUCACUGGGUCACAAUUGUCAUCGGAAGUGAGAGAGAUUUAUCGAAAAUUAUUAUUUUCUUAUUUCACAGACUAUACAGAUCAUGGUGGGAGUACUCAACAUUGGCUUGGGAGCGAUCCUUGUUAGCACUGAUUAUUCUGGCCUACUGCGAUGGAAUGGGACCCCUUAUUGGCUUGGUGGUGUGGUAAGCUUACUUUAUUUUGUUAUCUUUUACCAUGUUAUCAUGUUUAGUAUGAAAGCACAUGAUUUCACUUGGAGUUAUAACCACAAUAAACAAAGGAAACAUAUAAGUCACUUUAUUUAUUUUUUAAUUUCGGCCUUCCUACCCACACUUAAGUAGUCUUUUUUAUCAAAUGAAAGGUUAAAGUCAAAUGUCUGUGUAUUUUCUUGCGAAAUGUUUGUUAAUUAUCAGGACAAAUAAUGUGUCGGUUGUGUGUAUUUGAUUUUGAUAUUUGUGUGCCCUCUCCUUAGUUUAUAGCAGUUGGCAUCAUGUGUAUCUUGGCUGAGAAGUUCCCCAGUCCCUGCUUGGUGAGUUGUUCACUGAUGCACAUACCUUAACUGUUUCCUGUCAUUCCUUAGCCUCAUUCCCUUCCUCCAUUGAACAAUCAUUCAAUCUGAUCCAGUUGAAUUAUAAUCAUCAACUGAAUAUCUGAGACAACUGGUACUCAGUGGUUUACUCAAUUGAGUCAAACUGGUUUUGUAUUCCCUGAUUGUGUUUUAGGUGGGCAUCAAUGUGUUAAUGAACCUGUCAGGUGCUGCUCUGGCCAUUACUGGGAUUGUGCUGUAUUCUGUAGACCUAGCAAACAACCAUUUCUGGUGGAUUUGCAAUGAGGACAACUACAACUGGCGAGAGGAAUACUAUAGCGGCCAGGUGACAAAACCACCCAAUGAUCAGCAGAGGGAUAGACUCUUGGAGAAAUGCAAAGAUGCCAAGCAGAUUGCACAGGUGAGUGCUUUUGAAUUAAGUUUUUUGAUUAGAUGGUUAGAUGGAUCAAACUGCUUAAUUUAGUAAUGAACAUGUGUGUCCUUAAACAGCGCUAGUGGGUACCAUGUUUAAAAGCACACUCUAAUAGCUGGGAUGCCAGUCUUUCUGUAUUUUCCAGUGUUCACCAACACAGCUAUCUUGCUAAACAAUCCAGUCAACUGUCAAUAUGUUCAAAUCCUCCUCCAUGUGUUUCCGUUCUACCAUUAGAUGUUGAUGAAUGCCUUGGACAUCGUGCUCAUCGUCCUUGCAGUCCUUCAGCUUUGUGUUACCAUCAGCUCUGCUGUCUUGGGUCUCAAGGCUUUGCACAAGAAUGGAAAGGAGGGAAAACAGGUAUGAACAGAGAACCCUUGAACAGAGCGAAUAAAACGGCCAUACAAAUGGAAGUAGAAUACGGAUUUGUAGAUACACACACACACACACACACAACCAAGGUAAUGUUUGUUGUGUCCUGCCAAGUAAUGUGUAACUUUGCACUGAUAUGUUGCAGAACAUCCAGGACCUGGAGCAGUACAAGCCUCUGCUGGAGGAGGUCACCACUAACCCUGCAGCUUAAAGACAGCACUGAUCUGAUAUACUUUAUUGUCUCAGAGGGGAAAUUUGUCAUGGACGAUUAAAGAGUGCUGCUGCUUCCACAUGGAAUACAUAAAUACAUAGAAUCAAAUGUAUUCAACAUACAUAGAAUAACAUCAUCAUCAUACACCCCCGCCACACCCACAAAUGUUUUUUUUAUAUACACACAGUAUGUAGUACAUGUAGUUUACUUACUUCCUUAAUUUACUGUAAAGCCUACUGUGACUUGCUUUGUUUAAAUGAUAACUGACACUGAUUGUAUGUCUUCAUGCAGUUUUAGUCAUGUUUUUUGUAUUUGUCAUUUUUUAAAAACUGGACAGUUAUAAAGGGGAAUAUAUCAAGUUAAUUACUGAAUUGACUGUUGUAUAUGAUUUUUUUUGUUGGAGUAUUUCAAUAUUUCCUUACCUUAUCUUUUAUUCUGUUCCCCCCAAAAAAUAAACAAACUGUCUUAGCUCAUCAGUUUCAAAAUAGUUUUACUUAACUUUGCCAUCAGGUGGCAGUCAUUCCCCUACAAACCUACACCAUUGGUUGCUCAUGUUUAAAAUAAAGGGAAACACCAACAUCAAGUGUCUUAAGGUCUAAGCCCCUAGGUUGCAAUAUCUACUAAGCUAACACAUGGAAUUGUUUUAAGAUGGUCAU